CUUAAUAAUGAUUUAAGAAACAAGAAUAGCUAAUAGAUUGUAAUAGGAUAAAAAGAUUAGAUAAAAUUAAAUUUCAGAAUUGUUUAAAAUAUUUGAAGAUGAUUAAAUACAAACAGAUAUUGCAUAAUCAUUUUCUAAUGAACUUGAAUAGGCUGCAUUUAAUUUAUCAGGUGGAGAAAAUACUAGAGAAUACAGAACAAGAUUAAAUACAGUUAAAAUUAGAUUAAAUGGUACUAAGGGUACUUAAUUAAUACAAAUUUAGGCUAAUUCAUUCGAUCAGUUUUAUUGUAGAAAAUUAUGACUCCUUUAGAAUUAAUGGCUUUUGAUAUGUCUAAAUUAAAUGAAAAUUCAAUACAAUUAUUUUUAGAACAAAAUAAUAGAUAAAUUCCUCAAAAGAAUAUCUCUAAUAUAUUAACUUAAAAAAUAUAAAUGGAUAAAGAUACUACUUAAAAUUCAAAUGAAAAACUUAAAGAAUUAUAUGAUGAUUCAAAAGGUAAUACAUAACAAGAAUAAAACAAAUAACUUAAUGAAUAAAAAUUUAAUUAACAGGAAUUAAAUAAUAAUACUGAAAUACAGUCUGAAAUAAAACAAAAAUAAAAUAAUGAUCAAAUAACUACAAUUGCAGAUACAGAUAAAAUUUAUUUUGCUCCUUAAGAAGAACCAAUUUAAUAAUUUGAAGAAUUCAUAGAUUAUGUAAUAUUUAUUUAUUACAUUCUUAGAGUUUUGAAUAUAAUCAAAAAUAAAGAGAUUUUGUUGAAGGAAAUGAUUUUCCUAAUAUAGAAGAAUUAUAAAUGAAUGAAAUUAAAAAAAAUAAUUAAUAGGAAGAUUAAUUUGUAAAUAGUCCAUUACCUUCUGAUAAUGUAUUAAAUUAAGAAUUCCUAUAAGAUGAUCCUUAAGAUGUUACUAAGGAAAAUGUUUAAACUAAAAUUUUAGAUUCUCAAAUUUAAGAAGAAGAAUAAAAAUAUUAUGAUCAUGAAUGUAGUUUUUAAAUUUAAGAAUAAAAAUUGAUUGAUGCUUAAAAAUAAAAUCAAAUUUAAGAGAUUGAUCAUUAACUAGCAGAAUUUGCAGCAGUAUAAACAAUUUAAUAAAACUAAAAUCUUCAACCAUCUUUAAUAAAUCAUUUGUAAGAUUAAAAAUAAGAAAGCAAUAACUUACAUAUAUAAUAUUUUGAAUAAUAAAUUUAUUAAAAAAAAUUGGAAUAACACUAACAUGAAUAAAACAAUGUUUAAGAUAUUUAAGAGAAUAAAUCAGAUAUUAUUGAAGAACUUCCUCAUAAUUAUGAAGAAUUCUUUAGUUUUAUCACAAAAAGAGAUUAGCAAUUUGAAAAAUAAAUCUAAUAAUUGUUAGAUCAAAAUAAAACAUUGACAGAACAAUUUUAUAAUAUGUAAAUAGAAAAUUAAGUGUAACAAGAAAAUUUGGAAAUAUAAAAUCUUAAUUAAAAAAAUAUAAUUUAAUAAUUGAUCAAUGAGAACAAUCUUUUAAAGUUAACCUUUUAAUAAAAUGAAUAACAAUAAGAAUAAUUAUUAACACAUUUAAAAGAAUAAGCAUUAAUUGAAAAGGCUUAAUUCUAAAAGGUUUAUUAGAAUCAAUUAUAGAAUUAAUAGAAACAUAGAUAAUUUCUAGAACAGAUAAGAUUUAAUUUAGAAUAUAGAAGGGAUACUGUAAUUAAAUUAAAGUAAUCAAAUUUAUAAGGUUUUGGUUUUCAUGAUGAAAUUAGUUAGAUUCAAGAAUUAUUAGUAAAAAAUGAAUAAUUAGACGAUAAUUAUUAAGUGAAUUGUUAAACAAAUGAAAAUCAAAUAUAAACUAUUGGAACAGUUAUAAAUGCUGAUUCUGGUUCAACCUAAAUUCGUAGAUUUAAAGAGGCUUUGAAUCAAGAAUAUUAAGAUGAAAAUGAAUAAAAUUAAUUAGAAAGUGAAAUAUUCAAUUAAGGGUAAAUAAAUUAAACAAGAAAUUUAUAAUAAGGAAUAGAUAUAUAAAAUUAGAAUUAUAAUUUAGAAUAAGAAAGGGAUUAGUAAUAAGAAAAUUAAGUUAAAAAUAAAAGAAUAAAUAAUAUAAAAUAGAAUAGUAAAAAUAGAAUAAUAGGAUUAGAGAAAGAUGAAUAAAGUAAAGGAUAAUAAGUAAAAAGAUGUAAUGUUGGUGAAUCAUUAUUUGAUUGA
This is a messenger RNA of Paramecium sonneborni, 2156 nucleotides long. The record is from the annotation of a GenBank genome assembly. Lineage: Eukaryota; Ciliophora; Oligohymenophorea; Peniculida; Parameciidae.